AUGAGUGCUGUUCCAUCGACGCUGCCAAACACGCCGGAUGAAGUUGAGGCGUGGCUCUUGAAUAACUUCGUGGCAUUUGACUCCCUGGACAUCACGGAGCACCCCAAGAUCUUCGCGAAGAACGCACAGCUACAGUUCGCCAACAGCCCCGUCCUCCACGGAAUUGAAGAGAUCCAGCAAAGCUUUGUGCCCGCCUUCAGUGCUCUCUCGUACAUGAAACAUGUGCCUGUCACCUUUGGUAGGUUGUCUCUGCUCCCUUCACGCCUUCUCAAGAGCUGGAUCUCACGCCUCAAUGCAGAUAAGGUAGACAAUAAGGUCUGGUUCACUGUCGAAAUAUCAUACAGAGCCAAGGGUGACCCCGAAAACCAAACGAUUACGAUCCCUGCAUCUGCGCUCGCUCACCUCGUUACGGAUGGCGAGGAGGCUGGGAAGCUGGCUCGGUUCCAGGUUUUCCUCGACAACAGGCCCGUCUUGGAGAGGAUUGAGUAUGUUUCGAAACUCAAUAAUAAGGAAUGA
Colletotrichum gloeosporioides is the source of this 516-nucleotide messenger RNA. RefSeq lists its product as uncharacterized. The record is from RefSeq and is a predicted model, not a curated record. Lineage: Eukaryota; Fungi; Ascomycota; Sordariomycetes; Glomerellales; Glomerellaceae. Bases 1 to 516 code for a protein of 171 amino acids. The transcript has 2 exons.